AUGCAUGUCCAAAUCAAAUUCACCCCUCCAGAGUGGUACCAACGCCUGGUCAAUAAAGUCACUGGCAAAUCGAAGAAAUCGAGCAAAGUGAUGAACCAUGUGAGGAUGGUUCUACGAGGUGUGGCAGAUACUCUGGAUGGUGUUCCUGCACCGGGUUUGCAAGGUGCCAUCAAAGGCGUCCUAUUCAUUUUGGACAACGUCGAUCGAGCAUCCCAGAAUCUAGAAGAUUUCAAGGCGUUUGGCGACUGCUUAGCUUCGUACGAGUCUUUGUUCGAAAGCUACAAGUCCCCAAAUCUUCCACCAGCGCUGAAAGAAGCGAUUGCAACUCUGACCAAGGAGAUCGACGAGUCUUGCCAAGUGAUCGCAAGAAUCGUCGCGCAUUGUCGCACACGUCGCAUUUGGGAGAGCACUGAUGAUGCGGGACUGUUUACAAAGCAGGUCAGGGUUAUAAAUAACGCUCUGUCUCGGUUCCAGAUCCCAACAGCAUCCUUUACAUCAGUGACGAUAAGUGGGUCACUAGAAAUCAGUCAGCGCCUCCACGUGGAUAGACUUCCUAAUGUGCAGGGGGUUGCCUUCAAUUCGGCAGUUCGAGACAAAUUCGCAGUGACUUGCAUGGAAAGCACACGGGUACAAGUCAGGAAGCGAAUCAACGACUGGAUGUUCGAUGAAAAUGGCCCCCCAGUAUUCUGGUUGAGAGGGACAAUCGGCAGCGGCAAAUCGACAAUCUUGCAGACCGUUGCUGAAGAAUGCCACGAGCAAGGAUAUUUAGCGGGCUCCUUUUUCUUCUCCAGAGACCUGCUUUCGCGUCACGCGGGUUGCAGUUUGUUCAGCACGCUGGCCUUGCAGCUUUGUGAUUUCGACAAUCGGCUUAUACCUAUUCUAUCCGAAAUCCUGGGGCUCAACCCCAAGCUUACUUGUGCGGUCCUUGACGAACAUUACGCCGAACUGAUUACUCGCCCCCUCGCCGCAUUGGAGGCAAAGAUUCCCGCGUUCCUAUUUCCUAUGGUCAUAAUCAUCGACGCGUUAGACGAAUGUCAUAACCCCAAAGACAUCGCGACUAUACUAUCUCUUCUCUUCAACUAUCCCCUCAUGCACAACGGUCGCCCCAUCCUAAAAUUCCUACUAUCAAGCAGACAAGAGCUUUAUAUUCGCCAGGCGUUCGAGCGCGUCCCGGAGCCCAGAGAGAAGGUCUACUGGGAACACAAUCUUGACGAAGAGGCAGAUGUGCAGAGUGACAUUGAAAGGUACCUCAAGCAGGGUCUGGAUCAGGUCUACCAAGAUCAUCCGGAAUGCUUCAGGUCUCGACAAUCGCCAUGGCCAGGACCCGAAGCAUUGGCAACUCUUGUUGAGCGGUCCAGCGGGUCGUUUAUCCAGGCGUCGGCCAUCUUACACUACAUCAGCGACAUACGCCAAUACCCUCCAAAGCAGCUCCGCGACGUCUUGGAUACGACGCCUGAUAACCCGAAUGUGGGCGUGGUCUUCAGUAGUGUCGAUCGAAUGUACAAGCAGACUCUGGGUCGAGACCCCAACGUCGACCGCGUAUGUGCCAUCGUGGGCACCAUAAUACUUUCCCCCGAGCCUGUUUCGGAAAACGACCUACAGAAUCUCCUCAACCUGAUAGACGGCGAGGCCCAUGUUACCCUCCAGUGGCUACAAUCUAUCUUGUCCAUCCCUUCCAACGACACUGAACCGAUCCAUGUGGUUCAUCGCUCUCUGCGUGACUUUAUGACAACUAAAGCACGAGCUGGCGAAUACUACGUGGACCCCAAUGAGGAUUGCACAAUACUGCGGAAAAGAUGGCUGGACAACCUUGCCUGCAUGAAAGCAAAGUACGGAGUUAUAUGA
Pleurotus ostreatus (oyster mushroom) is the source of this 1845-nucleotide messenger RNA. RefSeq lists its product as uncharacterized. Bases 1 to 1845 code for a protein of 614 amino acids. The record is from RefSeq and is a predicted model, not a curated record. The transcript has 6 exons. NCBI's taxonomy places the organism in Eukaryota, Fungi, Basidiomycota, Agaricomycetes, Agaricales, Pleurotaceae.